Corticium candelabrum is the source of this 573-nucleotide messenger RNA. Its product is annotated as testis-expressed protein 30-like. Lineage: Eukaryota; Metazoa; Porifera; Homoscleromorpha; Homosclerophorida; Plakinidae. The coding region runs from base 1 to 573 and encodes 190 amino acids. The record is from RefSeq and is a predicted model, not a curated record. The transcript has a single exon.
AUGGCAAUCAAAUCAAUUAAGGCUUCACUCUCAUUGAUACAUUACUCUGCAGGUCGAUCAAUGGGUGCUCAAGUUGCUGCUGCUUUGGCGUGUGAACCAGAUAUGUCAGAUUUUAUUUCUGGGUGUAUUUUCUUGUCCUAUCCACUCUACUGUCCUUCCAAACCCUUAGCACUUCGAAAAGAACAUUUGUUACCUUUGGCUGUACCAUCACUAUUUCUAAGUGGAGACUCUGAUGAGAUGUGUGAUAAGAACGUACUCACAGAGGUAGCUGCUAAGAUGGCAACGCAGCCAGCUAUUUACUGGGUGGCCAGUGCCAAUCAUGGAAUGUCUGUGAAAGGUCGUAAAAGGAUUGACAUUGAAGAGGAAAUGUGUGGGUGUGUAGUGAAAUGGGUUACUAAGGAGUUUAGGAGAUUAUCCAAGAGGUCUGUUGAGGAAUCAAGGGAUCCUGUUGGUGCUGCACCAAGUGUGGAGAACUCACCAAUCAAACUUGCAUUCAAACGAGCGAGGAAAUGUAAGAAGCAUCCAAGGCAAAAGUCGAGUGAAGAGGCAAGCAAGAAGCAUAGAAACACGUGA